ACAAUCUCAUUAUUCUAACAUCAAAAAACAUUCACACUGGUCGUGUUACACUCAUUCAUACAGUUGUAUCACUCAUCCUAUUACGAUUUUAUCAAAUUCAAUCGAAAAUAAUUCAGAUUUACUGGCUUUUAUAGAAGAAAAUAACAAGUAUUAUACAAUCUACACUGAUGGCAGUAAAGGCAAUGAUUUUGUGAGAAGUGCGGUAUAUGAUUCCCAAAAAGAUGUUGCUCAAAGCUUUGCUCUCGAUAAAAAGUGCUCCAUAUUUACAGCAGAGGCAUAUGCAGUUUUUGCUGCUUUAAAAUCUAUAAUUUCUAUAAAUAAUUGUAAAUAUUUUCUAAUUUUGACAGACUCUUUGAGUCUUUUAAAUAGCCUAAAGCAUUCUUAUAUUAAUAAUUUUAAAACUAAUUAUAUUAUUUAUUUAAUUAAAGAUACUGUCUUGCGGUUGCAUAAAAAAGAUAUCUGUUGCCUUUACGUGGGUACCCUCACAUAAAGGUAUUACUGGUAACGAAAAAGCAGACAAAGCUGCAUAUGAAGGGAUUAACACUCUUAAUGACAGAGAUGUGGUACAGGUUCCUAUGACUGAUUAUUAUUAUUAUAUCAAUAACUCGAUAAAAAAUUUAUGGACAACAUUAUGGGAAGAAGAUCAAAAAUUGAAAGGAAAAUGGUAUGGUAGUAUACAGGAAAAUUUACAUAUAAGACCCUGUUAUGAGUUGAAUACUAGCUGUAUCGUGAGUCGUGAGUUCGUUACCACAAUGAACAGAUUGCGCUUUGAGCAUAACACUGCACCCGCGCACCUCGCUAAACUUAAUAUUAUAGCUAACAAUAUUUGCUCUUUCUGUAAUAAUAACGAGAUCGCAGAUAUCAACCAUAUCUUUUUUAAAUGCCAAAUCCAAAUAUUCAUUUUUAAUAGACUAAUAUUGGCAAGUGAAAUAAUGGAAAUUAGUGAUCCCUCCCGCCGCCAGUUGUGUGAUUUGCUCAAAAACAAAAAGUGUUAUAGUGCAUUAUAUAAAUACAUCAAAAAUACCGUGGGGAAGAUUUAAGAAAACAAAUGAAACGAUAGAUUAACAUGUGAAUUAGUGACCGUAAAUAAGACUUGGCUUAAAGGUCUCGUUACCAGGCCAUAAAAUUAAAAAAAAAAAUCACUUCUGACAUCUGAACUCUGAAGUUCUCAGUUCUCAAUUUCACGUGGGAUUGUUUGUAUAGUAGUUGAAACUUGAAAUUUUCAAAGCUUUUAAGUAAAAGUUGAUUAAAUUAAAGCUAUGAAGUAAUCGUCAAACUAUAACAUGGAUUUUAUUAUCGACACAGUUGGUGAUACCGACCUUCUAAAUAAGUUAGAGCUAUUAAAAAAGGAUGACAAACUUUUCAUAGACAAGGAAAAAAAAACACAAGCCAUAUUAGACUUAUUCGACAAAACAAAGCAAGAGUUAGAUGCCAAAGUAGUUGCAGAGGAUGCAAUUGAAAGCAAAUUAAAAAAUCUUAAAAUAGAUCAAAUGUAUGAUGACUUUUUUAAUGACAUGUUGUGGUCACACUCAUUAUUAGCUGUAAAUAAAAAGAAACCAUUAUUCACAUUUGAUCAGUUAGAUAAGGAAACGGGGAAACUGAAAUCUAAUAUUGGCUCUGUUGAUGUUGACAAGGAAAUGAAAAACUCUGUCUUAAAGCCAGGCAUAGAAAAAGAACUUGCUUUGCCUCAAUACAAUAUCAGUGAUAAAAAAUUAAGGAAGCUACGGAAGGAAGAAAGAAUGAAAACUAAAGGCCCAGGAUGGUUUGACAUGAGUGCUCCUGAAAUAACACCAGAAUUAGAGAGUGAUCUUAAAUUACUUAAAAUGCGGUCUGUGUUAGACCCAAAACGUUUCUACAAGAAGAAUGAUAUGCAAGUUUUGCCUAAGUAUUUCCAGGUUGGUCAAAUUAUGGAUUCAGCUUUGGACCAUGUUAAUGAAAGGUUAACUAAAAAGCAAAGAAAAAGAACAAUGGUGGACGAGUUAUUAGCAGAUGCAGAGCUACAGAAGUACAAUAAGAAGAAAUACAAGGAAAUUAUUGAUGAAAAGAGAAAGACUCAGUAUAAGACAUUUAUGAAGGAUAAGAGAAUCAAAAAUAAAGCCGAAUUAAAGAAAAGUAAAUCUAAGAAAAUGCAGAAUAAAUAAUUGUGGAAUUUAAUAACCUUUUAUUUAUGUUAAUAACUAGGUGAUAAUGGUAUCAAAAGAAAUAAAAUCUUUAAUAAUGGCAUCAACAAUGCAUGUGUUCCAGUGUAUUGGUUUUAUCAACAAAACAUUCAGAUUUAUAAUAAUUUUAAUUACAUACCAUGUAUCUGAUACUAGAUGUAGCAGCUCGUAGGAGUCUUACAAAUAUUAUAAAACAAUUAAAAAACAAGACUUCUACAUUCACAGAACCAGGAAAGCCAAAAUAAAAUACCAAUUGUAAA
Molecule: messenger RNA, 2419 nt
Organism: Pieris brassicae (large cabbage white)
Lineage: Eukaryota; Metazoa; Arthropoda; Insecta; Lepidoptera; Pieridae
Product: deoxynucleotidyltransferase terminal-interacting protein 2
Exons: 4
Coding region: 1284-2141 (285 amino acids)
Biological process (GO): RNA processing
Cellular component (GO): nucleolus
Molecular function (GO): RNA binding
Source: RefSeq, a predicted model, not a curated record